UUUCAAUUUGCCUUCUGCAUCAUCACCAGCAGUCCAGUAGCAUGAACGACGUGCAUCUCGGCGUCGGCUUUGCCCUCAUUGCGUACCUCCUCUGGGGGUUCCAGCCCAUCUACUGGAAGCAGCUCCUCGACGUCAACUCGUAUGAGCUCAUUCUCCACCGCGUGGUCUGGUCGUACCCGAUCCUCCUCGUCUUCCUCGCGCUCAACGGCGAGCUCAAGACGUACUGGACCGCGAUUACAACGUGGCGCACGUACAAGGUCUACUCAGUCUCGGCGCUUCUCCUCGGCAUCAAUUUUUUCUUUUCGCUGUGGGCCGUCAACGCCGGCCACAUUUUGCAAAUGAGCCUCGGGUACUUUGUGAACCCGCUUUUUAGCGUCCUCCUUGGCGUCGUCUUCCUCAAGGAGCGCCUCCCGAUGCUCCAAUGGGUCGCGAUCGGUAUCGCGACGGUCGGUGUCGUCAUCGUCACGAUUGGCUACGGCGAGUUUCCGUGGAUUGCGCUCACGAUUGCGGCGGUGUUUGGCUUUUAUGGCCUCGUCCAGAAGAAGGCGCCGCUCUCCGGUCUCGUCGGGUGCUCGGUCGAGCUUCUCCUGCUCUUUGUCCCGUGCUUGAUCGCGCUUCUCGUGCUGGAAGGCCGCGGCACGGGCGUAUUUGGCCACUCGGACGCGUCGACCAACUGGCUCAUCUUUGGCUGUGGCGCGGCGACGAUUCUGCCGCAAAUCGCCUUUGUGUCGUGCCUCAAGUACAUUACGCUCUCGCUCCUUGGCAUCGUCCAGUUUGUCGGCCCCACGAUCCAGACGCUUGUCGGCGUCUUCAUGUACGACGAAGACUUUGGCUCGAUGAAGCUCGCCGGCUUUAUCUGCGUGUGGAUCUCGCUCGUCAUUUUCACGGUUGACGGGCUCCGUGCCAAGGCGCCCGAGCCGAUCGUGGACGACGCCAAGGUCAGCGACAGCUGCGAAGACGGCACGAGCUCCGACAACAACUCCAAGGCCGAGUACCGCGGGAUCGUCGACGCCCGCGUCUAAGCGUGUCGACAGUUAGUUUAUUAUGUCUAGUCAAUAGAAAUAUAGUUUUGUGCAAA
Saprolegnia parasitica CBS 223.65 is the source of this 1078-nucleotide messenger RNA. RefSeq lists its product as hypothetical. Bases 42 to 1022 code for a protein of 326 amino acids. The record is from RefSeq and is a predicted model, not a curated record. NCBI's taxonomy places the organism in Eukaryota, Oomycota, Saprolegniomycetes, Saprolegniales, Saprolegniaceae. The transcript has a single exon. Gene Ontology annotation, cellular component: plasma membrane.